Messenger RNA from Heterobilharzia americana, 1781 nucleotides. Lineage: Eukaryota; Metazoa; Platyhelminthes; Trematoda; Strigeidida; Schistosomatidae. The record is from the annotation of a GenBank genome assembly.
GUUUUUCAGAACCGGGAAGAUAAUUGUGACCAUUUCAAACUCAGAACUUAUUUCAAUAAGACAGACGUAGAACCCAAGGAACCGCAGUUCGCUACUUCUACAACACCAAGUCUGAAGUUUGAGCUUGAGCGCAUUACCUAAACGGUAGCGUUACUGUAACACGGAUUAUUGAUUUUAGCCUCUUAUUUCUUCAAGAUGGAGGUUGUUCAGCGACAUUCUGUGCACACACUUGUUUUCCGCUCUCUCAAGAGAACACAUGAUAUGUUUGAAGCUGACCAGAGUCGCCUUCCAGAAAUUGACCAGAAAAGUAAUUUAUUGAAGGUCGCUGUCAAAGCUAAAGAUCAGUAUGGUCCAGUUCUAAAGGAACCCAGUCAAAAUCCGCUGAAACCCAAAGAAGCUACUUCAGAUGCAUCUGAAUCUGGAGCUGUUGUUCCUUCUGAAAAGGUCAAGCCUAAGUCUGCAUUGGAACAGAACUCUUCUGUGGUUCAAAUCGGUAAUGAGAAACUGCUGUUGCCGAAAAAAGCUCCAACAAUGCCGAAACCAACUUGGCAUCCACCAUGGAAACUUUGUCGCGUUGUUAGCGGUCACACAGGAUGGGUGCGGUGUGUGGCUUUUGAUCCAACCAAUGAUUUCUUUGUUACUGGUGCUGCAGAUCGCAUGAUUAAGGUCUGGGAUUUCGCUAGUGGGACAUUAAAACUUACACUUACUGGUCAUAUAAGUACAGUUAGGGGUGUGGUUGUUAGUGCUCGUCAUCCGUAUUUGUUUUCCUGUGGAGAAGAUAAAACAGUUCGCUGUUGGGAUUUAGAGCAAAAUAAGGUUAUUAGGCAUUAUCAUGGGCAUAUGUCUGCUGUGUAUGAUAUCGAUAUUCACCCAACUAUUGAUGUGGUCCUUACAUGUGGUCGGGAUGCAACUGCACGGGUGUGGGACAUGAGAACCAAAGUUAAUGUACAUACUUUAACAGGACAUUCAAAUACGGUAGCAACUGUACGCUGUCAAGAAUCCGACCCUCAGGUCAUUACCGGCUCACAUGAUGCUACUGUCCGUUUGUGGGACUUGGCAGCAGGACGUACUUUAGCUUGUCUAACAAACCAUAAGAAGUCUGUUCGUGCUGUAUCUAUUCAUCCUACUCAAAAUGCAUUCGUUUCUGGCUCUCCUGAUAACAUCAAACAGUGGAAACUUCCUGCUGGUGUUUUCCUUCAAAAUCUUUCCGGACAUAAUGCUAUCAUUAAUGCUGUUGCCAUUAAUCAGGAUAAUGUGGUUGUCAGUGGAGGUGAUAAUGGCAGUGUUCACUUUUGGGACUGGAAAUCAGGUUACAACUUUCAGCGGCUUCAAGCGCAAGUUCAGCCUGGUAGUAUUGACUCUGAAGCUGGAAUAUUCGCCUUAGCAUUUGACCGUAGCGGAUCUCGUUUGGUCUCGUGUGAAGCCGACAAGACAAUUAAAAUUUUCAAGGAAGAUGAAACAGCGACGGAGGAAACGCAUCCAUUGUACUGGCGCCCUGGACUACUAAAGAAGUCUAGAUACUAAUCCUUAUACCAGUAUAGUUCUGCUCAACGUGUACAAUAUAAUUUCAGAUAGACAUUUUCUUGUUUUCUGCAUCACAUAUGAUCUGACGAAAUAUUCGUUUGCGGUUUGAUAUCUUAUUUAUUCCCAGCGCAAUCGUAUCAACAAUGAUGCUUACGUUGAAAAACCAUACCGUCUCUGGUUGUAAUUAUAAAUAGUCAGCUACUUACACAAUACUUUUUUUUAUCGAGUGAUCUUUGAAAUGCAUUCAUUAAUUACCA